This is a messenger RNA of Sphaerodactylus townsendi, 3810 nucleotides long. It is a transcript of the gene GLI3, whose product is annotated as GLI family zinc finger 3. The transcript is spliced from 13 exons. The coding region runs from base 1 to 3747 and encodes 1248 amino acids. The record is from RefSeq and is a predicted model, not a curated record. Gene Ontology annotation, molecular function: RNA polymerase II cis-regulatory region sequence-specific DNA binding; DNA-binding transcription factor activity, RNA polymerase II-specific. Gene Ontology annotation, biological process: smoothened signaling pathway; regulation of transcription by RNA polymerase II. Gene Ontology annotation, cellular component: nucleus. Lineage: Eukaryota; Metazoa; Chordata; Lepidosauria; Squamata; Sphaerodactylidae.
AUGUCGGGGGCGUGGUGGGGCGUGUCGGGGCAGGGCGAUCCGCCUCACCUUUUCCCAGCAUUCCACCCUCCCGUACCAAUUGACGCAAGACAUCACGAGGGGCGCUACCAUUAUGAGCCAUCUCCCAUUCCUCCGCUGCAUGUGCCUUCCGCUCUGUCAAGUAGCCCGACAUACUCGGACUUGCCCUUCAUCAGAAUUUCCCCGCAUAGGAACCCUGCAGCGUCCGAGUCUCCCUUCAGCCCGCCUCACCCAUAUAUUAACCCUUACAUGGACUACAUUCGCUCCUUACACAGCAGCCCGUCUCUGUCUAUGAUCUCAGCGGCUCGUGGACUCAGCCCUACGGAUGUUCCACAUGCUGGUGUUAGUCCGGCUGAAUAUUAUCAUCAGAUGGCUCUAUUGGCAGGUCAGCGCAGUCCAUACGCAGACAUAAUUCCGUCAGCAGCCACUGCGGGAGCUGGUGCCCUUCAUAUGGAAUAUCUCCACGCCAUGGACAGCGCCAGGUUUCCGAGCCCCAGGUUGUCAGCGAGACCCAGCCGAAAGCGAACGCUGUCCCUAUCUCCGCUGUCUGAUCAUAGCUUUGACCUUCAGACCAUGAUCCGGACAUCUCCCAACUCCUUGGUCACAAUUCUCAACAACUCCCGCAGCAGCUCAUCAGCAAGUGGCUCUUACGGCCACUUAUCCGCAAGUGCAAUAAGCCCUGCCCUGAGCUUCACAUACCCUCCCACGCCUGUGUCCCUCCAGCAGAUGCACCAGCAAAUCAUCAGCCGCCAGCAAAGUUUGGGCUCAGCCUUUGGGCACAGCCCGCCACUCAUCCAUCCGGCCCCCACCUUUCCUACGCAGAGGCCUAUUCCUGGCAUCCCAAGUGUAUUGAAUCCUGUCCAAAUCAGUUCAGGUCCAUCGGAGUCCACGCAGCAGAACAAACCUACGAGUGAGUCGGCUGUGAGCAGCACUGGUGACCCGAUGCAUAAUAAGCGUUCCAAGAUGAAACCGGACGAUGACCUCCCCAGCCCAGGUGCAGGAAGCUUGCAGGAACCGCCUGAAGGAAUGACCUUAGUGAAAGAGGAAGGGGAUAAAGAUGAAAGCAAACAAGAGCCCGAAGUUGUCUACGAGACAAACUGCCACUGGGAGGGUUGUUCUCGAGAGUUUGACACGCAGGAGCAGCUAGUGCAUCACAUAAACAACGACCACAUACACGGGGAGAAGAAAGAGUUUGUAUGUCGAUGGCUGGAUUGUUCUCGAGAGCAGAAGCCGUUCAAAGCCCAGUACAUGCUGGUGGUACACAUGAGGAGGCACACAGGAGAAAAGCCACACAAAUGCACCUUUGAAGGCUGUACAAAGGCCUAUUCCAGGCUAGAAAACUUGAAAACCCACUUGAGAUCUCACACUGGAGAGAAACCAUAUGUCUGCGAACACGAGGGCUGCAACAAGGCCUUCUCCAACGCCUCAGAUCGGGCCAAACACCAGAACAGAACUCAUUCCAAUGAGAAACCCUACGUUUGCAAGAUCCCUGGGUGCACCAAGCGCUACACAGACCCCAGUUCUCUCCGAAAGCAUGUAAAGACCGUGCACGGCCCCGAGGCGCAUGUCACCAAGAAGCAGCGCGGAGACAUCCACCCCAGACAUCCACCCCCCAGAGACCAAGGCAGCCAUUCUCAAUCCCGGUCACCAGGCCAUCAGACUCAGGGUGCAAUGGGUGAGCAAAAAGACCUCAGCAACACUACCUCAAAGCGUGAAGAAUGCCUCCAGGUUAAAGCCAUCAAGUCGGAAAAGCCAAUGACAUCUCAGCCAAGCCCUGGUGGUCAGUCUACAUGCAGCAGCGAACAGUCCCCCAUCAGCAACUAUUCCAACCAUGGGAUCGAGCUUAAUCUGACCAGUAGAGGCAGUGUAGGAGACCUCAAUGUCAUAGAUGAAACCCCUAUCAUGGACUCUACCAUUUCCACAGCAACCACAGCACUUGGCUUACAAGCCAGGAGGAAUAUGUCAGAGACCAAAUGGAUGGAGCAAGUCAAACUAGAAAGGUUGAAACAAAUCAAUGGAGUGCUUCCAAGACUGAACCCCGUGCCCCCUUCCAGAGGCCCAGCACUGCCACCUCUCAUAGGAAACGGUAUUCAAUCAAGCAACAGCUGCCACGUAGGGGGAAAUUUGACCAUCCUGCCCACCCACAAAAGCGAACUCACCCAUAUGGACAUUACUGUGCUAAACAUGCUGAACAGAAGGGACAGCAAUACCAGCACAAUCAGUUCUGCCUACAUGAGCAGCCGCAGGUCGUCUGGGAUUUCACCCUGCUUGUCCAGUCGGAGAUCCAGCGACGCUUCACAGGGUGAGGGAAGGCUCCAUAACCUCAGCGUUGCCGACUCCUACGACCCGAUUUCAACAGACGCUUCUAGGCGGUCCAGCGAAGUGAGCCAGUGCGAUGGUUUGCCGGGUCUUCUCAGCCUCACCCCUGCCCAGCAAUACAGGCUGAAAGCAAAAUAUGCAGCAGCUACUGGCGGACCCCCGCCAACCCCACUGCCCAAUAUGGAGAGGAUGAGCUUGAAAACAAGAAUGGCUCUUCUGGGUGACUGCAGGGAAUCCGGGAUGUCUCCACAGCCCCCUGCAAAUUCUCCUCGAAGAUGCAGUGACGGUGGGACAGACUGUUACGGCAGGAGACACUUGCUGGCUCAUGAUGUAUUGGGCAAUAGCACAAGGAGAGCGAGUGAUCCCGUGAGACCAGUCUCCGACAACCUGUCUUUCCCCAGAGUCCAGCGGUUCAGCAGUCUCAAUAGCUUUAAUCCUCCUGCUUUUCCAUCCGUGGAAAAGCGUAACUUCAUCCUUCAGAACUACACCCGCUCCGACGGGCGCUUGUUCCGCAACUUCUCUUCUCCUUGUCCUCCGAGCAUCACUGAGAACGUGGCCAUGGAGACGGCUACCAUGGAAGCGGACGGCAGCCUGAACGAUGAGGAUCUCCUGCCGGAUGACGUUGUCCAGUAUUUGAACUCUCAGAAUCAGGUUUUGUACAACCAGCUGCCCAACGGCGGAUUAGACAACAGCAAAGUGCAGCACGGUUCUGCGAUGACUAACAACAACUUUGACCAGUCCCCUCAACCAAACAACUCUGAGGCCAGUAAAAACGACCUGCCGAUUCAGUGGAAUGAAGUAAGCUCAGGAAGUUCCGAUUUAUCUCCGUCAAAAUUAAAAUGUGGGCAGCGUCCCAUGCUCCAGCAAAAUCAAAACUUGGGCCUGUAUAACAACAUGGUAGUCCAACAGCAGCACCAUGGACUGGAGAGAAAUUAUACCCUCCAACAGAAUGGCUACCAGCAUCUUCUGGACAACAGUGGCUCUUGCGGUUUACAGCAGAACAUGACUGUGAAUAACGAUACCAGUAAUUCUUACCACACGCAGUCAAACAAGGCACAGGUAUAUGGCGAAAGUAUUGGCCGACAGCUAGUGGACAACGCAUAUGACAUGAUGAUUCAAGGGCAAAAGCUGAGAAACAAUAACAUGCCAGCAAAUGGGAGUCAGCAAAGCUUUGGCUACCCGGUGGUAUCAGACGAGCAACCAGCCAACGUUACUAGCAGGAUGCAGAGCAGAAACCUGGCUGUCCAGGAGUACUUCCAUAAUCCACCAGCAGAUGAUGUCAGCCACUACCAAGAAGUAAACCAUUCCAAUAAAAUGAUGCUAGAGCCGGUAGUAGCCCCUUCACAAGCAAGAAAGCCUUUUACCAAGGCCGCACAGAGUUGGUUGUACAUAAGCCACUCUCUCACAUAAACAUCGGAGUCCUUAGUCCGGUAUGGGCCAAUCCACCAAAAGGUUACUUCAGCCCCUGUGCAA